Drosophila hydei is the source of this 1493-nucleotide messenger RNA. Its product is annotated as zinc finger protein 510-like. Gene Ontology annotation, molecular function: zinc ion binding; DNA-binding transcription factor activity; RNA polymerase II cis-regulatory region sequence-specific DNA binding. Gene Ontology annotation, biological process: regulation of transcription by RNA polymerase II. The record is from RefSeq and is a predicted model, not a curated record. Lineage: Eukaryota; Metazoa; Arthropoda; Insecta; Diptera; Drosophilidae. The coding region runs from base 145 to 1473 and encodes 442 amino acids. The transcript is spliced from 2 exons. Gene Ontology annotation, cellular component: nucleus.
CAAUUCGCAUGACCAAAUUAUAUAAAAAUUAAGCAAAAAAUAACCCUGGCCACUUGAUUUGUAUACAAUAUAUAUAAAAAUAAACGCAGUUAGUUAUUUGACUGUAAGUUGUAAACACCUACGAAUAAAUAGUUCAUUUUCGUGAUGCUGCCAAUAACCCGUGCUACAAUAAACAACUUCUGUAGAGCAUGUUUACAAGAUUUGGACAAAUCAAAAGUCACACAACUGCAUCAUAAUUUGAAAGAGGAUCUGCAACUCUUACGCAUCGUGGAAUUAUUGGCAGACGGAAUACAACCGAUGACAACAAGAAUGAAUUUAGACAUGCCAACCCGUCUGUGUCAUAACUGUUAUACAAAAAUUGGCAUAUUUUGCAAAUUCGCAGAGAUGUCCAUCUGUUCGAAUGUUGCUCUAAUUGAAUUAACGGCCGAAAAUCUCGUUAUAACUAAAAAUACUAAAUUUAAAAUGAUAUGUGCUACAUGCUUUAAAAUUAAAUCAGAUAAUAAUACUUGCACACCUGAACUGCAAAAUCUACUACGACUCAUAUUUACAGGAAUUAGUAAGAAGUCACCAUCCAAAACUAUAUGCAAAAAUUGCACUCGAAUAUGUAAAACUUUUCUUGUAUUUCAAAAGACACUGCAAGAGAGUCAACAAUAUUUAAAAUCUACUAUAAUGUCAAAGACAAUAGAUAUGAUAGGACUAGAUGAUACACCAAAAAAGAAUAUACACCCUAGCUUUGAAAAUGAAAUCGAGGGAAAUAACGGCAAUUUGACCAACAAAAAAGAUCAGGAUAUUUCCGACAUUGAAAGUGAUUCUGAAAUAGACAAAGUUAUAAUAAGCUCACCCAAGGCAUUAAACCAAUGUGCAUAUUGUCAACGCGAAUUCAAACGUAAGACUCACUUAAAUGACCAUGUGAGAUUGGUGCACGAACGCCUCCGCCCAUAUAAAUGUGACUUUUGCGAACGCUCAUUUGGAUUGCCCAGGACCUUAAGAAUCCAUAUAAUGGGUCAUACGAAAGAGCGACCCUUUACAUGCAACAUAUGCCAGAAGUCGUUUCGGCAAAAGACUGAAUUGAAUCUUCAUAUGAAUAAUCACAUGUCGAACUCACAAUUUCGAUGUCCAAUUUGCUCGCAUGAUCGAGCCAGUCAAGAAGACCUCGAGGCCCAUAUGUCGCGACACAAUAACAAGGAGGGAUAUCAGUGCAGUACGUGUGGACGAAAAUUUAAGAAACUUUGUCAUCUGAAAGAACACGAUGAUGCAGUACAUCUAAAGCUCCGUCCCUUCAUAUGCACUCAUAAUAAUUGUGGAAAGGCGUUUGGCGCACGCAAAACACUCUAUACACAUCAAAGGACACACACAGGAGAACGUCCGUUCAAUUGCAAUAUUUGUAGUAAACAAUUUUCAAGCAAGGCAAGUCUUUCGCGGCAUUUACGUUCCCAUAAUGAAGUGCUUGUGAAAGAAGAACUUAUUGAGUAAAUAUGAUAGUCGCAAAAUUA